This is a messenger RNA of Anarrhichthys ocellatus (wolf-eel), 4650 nucleotides long. It is a transcript of the gene dyrk3, whose product is annotated as dual specificity tyrosine phosphorylation regulated kinase 3. The coding region runs from base 888 to 2699 and encodes 603 amino acids. The transcript is spliced from 6 exons. Lineage: Eukaryota; Metazoa; Chordata; Actinopteri; Perciformes; Anarhichadidae. Gene Ontology annotation, molecular function: protein serine/threonine/tyrosine kinase activity; protein serine/threonine kinase activity; ATP binding. Gene Ontology annotation, biological process: positive regulation of cell cycle G2/M phase transition; cytoplasmic stress granule disassembly; peptidyl-threonine phosphorylation. The record is from RefSeq and is a predicted model, not a curated record. Gene Ontology annotation, cellular component: cytoskeleton; nucleus; cytoplasm.
CCGCUCCCUCCCUGUUUGCCUGCUGACUCCGGGCUCACUGAAGACGCCCUUAGCAACAACACACAGCUGCGUCGAAUAAGACACUUCUACCAACCGGAGAAGACGGAUUAAACACCGCCGCUUUAGCGCACCGAGUACAGGCGAAGCUUUUUCUGCGACGGCGAUGCUCCGGUUGUCUCUACAGCUAACAUGGGGCUCGAGUACAGCUAGCUCGCUAGUAGCCUGUUGUGGCUAGCAAUCCCCAAAGGCGAGCGAAGCUGUUCCCGAAGGAGGACACAAUCGUGGGGGGUUCAACCGAGUGGUAGCAUCGCAGCUUUGCUAACGACAAAAGUCUAGCUAACCGGGAAUAAGCACGGGAAUGGUGCUCGGGAUCGACUCACUGUACCGACAGAGAAAGGCGAGGGGCGCGCGGGUCAGACCACCGAGCUGUGAUAUUUGGACUCAAACGGUUUUUAACAGAGGGGACGGCUCUCGCGCGGACCAGUGUUUUUGUGACUGUGCGAGCUAGCUGGCAGAGCUAGCCGAGAGAAACGACCCCCACACCCCUUGUGUUUUUAAACUGCAGCCGAGGCUAAUGUCAGCAGCACGCUGAAUACACAAGUCUGGUUUUAGUAAGACAAGGAGAAAACACAGUUAAUGCCCAGACGAAAGCUCGCUAACCCCCAAAAACAAAAUAACCCCGACUUCUAUAAUUUAAAGCACAAGUCAAGGGGUGUUUGGACGUAUUAGCAAACACUAAACCGAUUAACGGCAAAGUCAUAAAUGCUUUUAGUUAACUUUGCUUUGUGACUCUAGAUUUUAAUCUGUUUUUCCACUUUUUUUUUUUUGUUAUUCGGGAUUUUUUUUUUCUUCACUUCGGAUGCUGGCAUCACAUAUUAAUUGCAAUCAUGAUGAUAAUAAGCAGAAAACCAGAGGGCCCAAUAGCAACAGCUCGCCAUGGUGAUGGUCUGUAUGACUCGUACAUGAGGACAGACCACAUCCUUAAAGACGAAGCGGAUACAAACAGUCCGUCUGGGCUGCCCCCUAUGCCCAAACACACAGUUGUCGGUAACAAGACCGUAAUGAGGGAUCAGGUCACCGUGCGAGGUGGUCAGCUGAAGGUGAAGUACCUGUACGAAGACUCCACCAACAACCGAAAGAUCAACGCCAUAACCACAGGAGCCCCUCACAACAGUGGGACCACAGGUCUGACGCCCACUAAAGCUGCCCCGGUCUCCAGCCUGUCCAAGGAGCACAGUGUAGACAGCACUGAAUCCAGUAAGGGCUCCGCUGAGUGCUCCGGGCCGAAUGGAGUUGGAAGUGGAGGGAACAGUGGGAAGCUGUGUGGCCCUCUCACUCCGGACCAGGCUCUGAGACUGUACCGCUCUCAACUGACCACCCUGGAGCAGACGGAGAUCCACUCCUACCCAGACAUCUUCUUUGUGGGACCCAAUGCCAAGAAGAGGCCCGCAGUCGCCGGAGGCACCAACAACUGUGGCUACGACGACGAGCAGGGUGGAUACAUUCAUGUCGCCCACGACCACCUGGCUUACCGCUACGAGUUCCUCAAGAUCAUUGGUAAAGGCAGCUUUGGCCAGGUGGCUAAGGUGUACGAUCACAAACUGCAGCAGCACCUGGCUCUCAAGAUGGUGCGCAACGAGAAGCGCUUCCACCGGCAGGCGCAGGAGGAGAUCCGCAUCCUGGAGCACCUGCGCAAGCAGGACCGCAACGGCACGAUGAACGUCGUGCACAUGCUCGAGAACUUCACCUUUCGCAACCACAUCUGCAUGACCUUCGAGCUGCUGAGCAUGAACUUGUACGAGCUCAUCAAGCGCAACAAGUUCCAGGGCUUCAGCCUGCCGCUGGUCAGGAAGUUUGCACACUCCAUCCUGCAGUGCCUGGAGGCCCUGAGCAAGCACCGGAUCAUCCACUGUGAUCUCAAGCCAGAGAACAUCCUGCUCAAGCAGCAGGGACGCAGCGGCAUCAAGGUGAUUGACUUUGGCUCCAGCUGUUUCGAGCACCAGCGGGUGUACACGUACAUCCAGUCCCGUUUCUACCGAGCUCCAGAGGUGAUCCUCGGUUCCCGCUACGGCCUUCCCAUCGACAUGUGGAGCUUCGGCUGCAUACUGGCCGAGCUGCUGACCGGCUACCCGCUGUUCCCCGGCGAGGACGAGGGCGACCAGCUGGCCUGCGUCAUGGAGCUGCUGGGCAUGCCCCCGCAGAAGGUCCUGGAGCAGGCCAAACGGGCAAAGAACUUCAUCAACUCCAAGGGCCACCCUCGCUACUGCGGAGCCAACACCUUGCCCACGGGGGCCACCGUGCUCACGGGCUCUCGCUCUCGCCGCGGCAAGAUGAGAGGCCCCCCGGGUAGCAAGGAGUGGAGCGCUGCGCUCAAGGGCUGCGAGGACCCCACCUUUACUGACUUCAUAAAGAAGUGUUUGGACUGGGACCCCUCGUCUCGUCUCACGCCGAUCCAGGCCCUCAGACACCCGUGGCUGUAUCGGCGUCUACCCAAACCUGUACUGGGGGCCGAGAAGAGCCAAGGGGCCCCUGUGAAAAGGCUCCCCGAGCACCACAGCACCUCCUUCCCCUCGCUCCUGGCCAAAGGAGGGCCCGGCUUAGGUGGCGCAGCCGUCAACAACAAACUGAGGAGCAACAUGAUCGGAGACUCAGUAGAGGCCAUACCUCUUCGCACAGUCCUACCCAAACUUGUCUCCUAGAGAGAGAGCCCCGUGAUCUCCUCUCUUCCUCCUCUGCACUCCUCAGGAGGAGUCAGAGCACAGGACAAAGUGGAGACUAGCUCUCGUUUGGUUGUUCUUUUUAUUUGUUUUCUACUGAGAGGUGUCGACACCCCCAGUUCCUGGUUUUAAUAUUAGCUGAACAGAGAGAAAGAGAGACAAUAAAAGAAACACAGUUUUUAUAUAGAGGACUUCCUUGAGCGGCUGUGGAGUUUGUGUAUACAGCCAUCGAUGAGGUUUGAUUCUAAGACGAUGCUUUUUAAAAACUUUCUGGUAUGAGUGGACGGCUUCGUAAAAAUGAGCAAAUGUUUUUAAACCUGCGUGUGUUCUCAACGUAAGUGGAGUGUUUUGGUAAGUCUCACUCAAAGCACAGCUGCACUCUCGCCUCACGUCACACUCUUAACACUCGGAGGACGCCUCCCUUUCUUGGCGGGCGUUUCUUUGAGUGAAACUUGAAAAGGGCUACAAAGAUUACUCUUAUCACUUUAGAGUUGGCAAAGCAAAGAUUUGUUCAGCACAACGUGAUUGACAAGAACAAACGGAAUCAAGCGGUAGUGUAGUGCCCCGCACACACUGAAACAGUUCUCCCUCGUAGAUACAACAGCAACGCCUUCACACAGGGAACGAGGGAUUGGCAUUAUGUAGUGAAGAAUUCGGAAACCGUUUUCCAGCAAUAAGUCUUCACUUCGUUGUCUUUUUCUAGUGACGCUCUCUUUCUGCCUUUCUUUUUUUUUUUGUCUGAUCCCUGGUGCUUGCAUGUCGGCUCGAUCUGUGAUGUUUGUCUGUGCGUGUGCUUUAGCUUCGUGGUGCUCUGUGGGAGGCACAUUGAGAGGGCGUCGGGCAACCUAUUUACAGCCCCGUCCUCCUCACAGCGAACCGUCUGGGGGUGAGGAGACCGUCAAACUCAAAACUGUCACAAAGGUAUCGCCAUCACACACUCAGCCGGCCUUGUGAGUCUGGCUCACAUAAACUGAUCUAUAUUAAAGAGAGAGAGAGAGAGAGGAGAGCUGCAACUCAUUGCACAUACUCACCUUCGAGGUGGAAAGUUAAAAGUUUGUAUCAAUGUCACCUAAUUGAAUUAUUCCUAAUGGAGCAAUCGUGCAAGGUGAGAUAGAUCAUGGGAUAAGAAGAGCAGUAUGUUUAAUAUGAGCCAAGCUGUGUUUUUUUUUAAAUUUCUUUUAAUUUCAGGGGGUGUUGUGGAAGAGUCGGGCUAGUGACGAAGGAGUGUUUUUAUGGUACUGAAGGAAGAAGCGUUUCUCAGGGAGACACACUUGAUACAUCCCGUAAUUGUAUUUACUAUGUUCCACUUACAGUCCCGACCGCGGGUGAGCAUGCGUGUAGUUCUGUCCAUUGAGAUCAAGAGAAUGCGUCUGCGAAGGGGGUCUGCAUGCUCCACAAUCUGACCUAGAUCCCCCCCCCCCCACCUCUCUCUUUUUAUCGUCUCUCACUCUCGUCUCAUGUAGGGCAGGGAACCUCUUAAACUCACACGUAUACAGUGAAUUAUGGUGCUGUCCAAAAAAUGCACACACACACUCUCUCACACACACACUCACACGUCAGGUGCACGUUGUAUGGACCACACCGUUCAAAGAGUUCUUUCUCUCGUCCCUCGUUUCCGAAGUGUGAAUGUCAGGGAUUUCUACUCUGUCUCUGUUUUAUUUUAUUUUAUUUUUUUUUUUAUAGAAGUGAUUUCUAUUUGCUAUUCAGUCCAGAAUAUCAGAGGAUGUAAAACGCGAAAGCUGAAAAAGAGAAAAGCAGUAUACUGUCAUGUUGUACCUAGUGGUGUGCGUUAGUAGGAGGGUGUUUGGUGUUCCAGCAUGAAAUCACAACCUGUUAUCAGACCGAGUGACUACGAGAAGAGAAACUGUACAGUAACCAAAUGAAGUUGUGAUAGUUUCUUUUUCUAAGGAAAAUAAAAAUGAUUAUUAACUUA